AUGGCGGAAGGGGAUCAUGUCGAUAUUCCCGAAGAGGUCAACCCCUCGGUCCCGACUCUCUCUCCACCACCGCAAACGCACGCUCCACCGCCUUUCACUCCUGCAAGCGUGCUCCCGGUGUACUCUGGCACUCUUCCAACACAUCCCCCGCCCCCGGCGUCUUCGGGGGCGCCUCAGCCACCGGUCUCACCAACCUCCGCCGCCACCGAUGACCAAGCUCGCAUUGCGGCCCUCGAGGGCACGGUCAACCAAAUGGCCACUAACAUGGCAGAGCUGCUCGCCCUGCUCAGAGGACCCAACCGGGCCUCCUCGAGUUCCACACCUCCGCCAGGACAAGGGCCAAUGACUGAGCCGACUCCCUGGAUUCCGCCGACUCAGGCCCUGGAGAAUAUGGAGGCACCCCCGCCGCCAACAUUGCACACGUCCAUGGCUCAUCCUGUCACCGGCCCAUAUCCGCCACCACCGGCCCCCACGGCCGUCCCUCUUCCACCGGCAGCCUUCUUAUCCUCGGAACACAUUCUUCUGAUCGACGCUGGGAAGAAACUUGACAUGGGCAUCAAGCUUGGAAAAAUAGAAGGACCGACCGGAAAGGAGGAGCAAUCAUCAAAGAAUGCCGCUACUCUGCCAUCACCAACGGAACUCCCCAUGCGGGUCACAAACGCAGCUGCCUUGCGCUACCCUGACGAGAAGGGUCCUAAGCCGACAAGCGCGUCGAACAAUCGAUAG
Molecule: messenger RNA, 726 nt
Organism: Punica granatum (pomegranate)
Lineage: Eukaryota; Viridiplantae; Streptophyta; Magnoliopsida; Myrtales; Lythraceae
Source: RefSeq, a predicted model, not a curated record